Messenger RNA from Orbicella faveolata, 416 nucleotides. Its product is annotated as ubiquitin-fold modifier 1. Gene Ontology annotation, biological process: protein K69-linked ufmylation. NCBI's taxonomy places the organism in Eukaryota, Metazoa, Cnidaria, Anthozoa, Scleractinia, Merulinidae. The record is from RefSeq and is a predicted model, not a curated record. Gene Ontology annotation, cellular component: nucleus; cytoplasm.
UAGCCCCAGGCCUCCUCUUUGAACACCUGCGAUGACUGCCUGAUUCUUUUUCACGAGAGAUUUUUGUCGGCACAGAAAACAUCUUGAAAUGUCGAAAGUAACUUUCAAAAUUACGCUGACUUCGGAUCCGAAAUUACCAUUCAAAGUCCUUAGUGUCCCAGAGGGAACGCCGUUCACAGCUGUUCUAAAAUUUGCCGCAGAAGAAUUCAAGGUACCUCCUGCUACAAGUGCCAUAAUUACAAACGAUGGUAUUGGAAUAAAUCCCUCACAAAGUGCAGGAAAUGUGUUCUUAAAACAUGGAUCAGAGCUGAGGCUUAUUCCAAGAGACCGUGUCGGAAGUUGGCUUAUGACAUGAGACAGAAGACACUGUGUUUAGACUUGUUAAUAAAUGGAAUUAAAACAAUUUUAACCUCAUU